AUGGGUAUUUUGGGUUUAGCAAAAUUAAUAGCAGAUAUUUCACCAGGUGCUAUUAAAGAACGAGAAUUAAAGCAUUAUUUUGGUCGUAAAGUGGCAGUAGAUGCAUCUAUGUGCUUAUAUCAAUUUCUUAUUGCAGUAAGAAGUGAAGGUGCCCAACUUACAACAGUAGACGGUGAAACAACAAGUCAUUUAAUGGGUAUAUUUUAUCGAACAAUACGUUUAGUAGAACAAGGAAUAAAACCUGUGUAUGUUUUUGAUGGAAAACCACCAAAUUUGAAAAGUGGUGAGUUAGCUAAACGAGCUGAAAAAAGAGAUGAAGCACAGAAACUUUUACAAGCAGCAGAAGAAGCUGGAAAUGCAGAGGAUAUGGACAAAUUUAGCAGAAGAUUAGUAAAAGUUACAAAAGUGCAUGCAGAAGAAGCUAAACAAUUAUUGCAAUUAAUGGGCAUUCCAUAUAUUGAUGCACCAUGUGAAGCUGAAGCACAGUGUGCAGCUUUAGUAAAGGCUGGUAAAGUUUUUGCAACUGCUACAGAAGAUAUGGAUGCACUUACUUUUGGAUGUAAUAUUUUACUCAGACGUUUAACAUUCAGCGAAGCUAGAAAAAUGCCUGUGCAAGAAUUUCACUUUGAUAAAGUAUUAGAAGGUCUUGAAUUAAAUCACAAAGAAUUUAUUGAUCUUUGUAUAAUGUUGGGUUGUGAUUAUACAAAUAGCAUUAAAGGAGUUGGACCAAAACGAGCUGUUGAUCUAAUUAAAACACAUAGGUCACUGGAGAAGAUUAUAGAAAACUUAGAUAUCAAAAAAUUUUCAGUUCCUGAAGAUUGGAACUAUCAACAAGCUCGACUGUUAUUUGAAGAACCAGAAGUAAUGGAUCCUGAAAAUAUUGAAUUAAAAUGGUCAGAACCAGAUGAAGAUGGUCUAGUUAAAUUCCUUUGCGGUGAUAAGCAGUUUAACGAGGAAAGAGUAAGAAAUGGAGCUAAAAAAUUACAUAAAGCGCGAAAUACGUCCACUCAAGGAAGACUAGAUACAUUCUUUAAAGUAUUACCAAAUUCAAAUCCAAGUCCUGCAAAGCGUAAAGCGCAAGAAACAAACGCAACAGCUAAAAAGAGUAAAAGGGGUGCAACGGGAAAAUCUCGAGGAAGGCCAAAAUAA
Molecule: messenger RNA, 1149 nt
Organism: Habropoda laboriosa
Lineage: Eukaryota; Metazoa; Arthropoda; Insecta; Hymenoptera; Apidae
Gene: Fen1
Product: flap endonuclease 1
Exons: 8
Coding region: 1-1149 (382 amino acids)
Cellular component (GO): nucleus
Molecular function (GO): magnesium ion binding; DNA binding; 5'-flap endonuclease activity
Source: RefSeq, a predicted model, not a curated record